UCUCCUUUUUCAAUUGCAAACCUAUAGCAUGUCUACCCGCAAUUUCUGUGUUAUGGCGACGAUCCCCGUGUCCAGUCUGUGUAUAUAAGGCGGCGGCGCGAAGGCAAUCAUGCAGCUCCAGAUUGCGACAGUGGUCGCCGCUAUCCUGGCACCUCACGUAUCAGCCCAGACACUUUACUCCGUGUCCUACGACUCGUCACACGACGUGGCUAGCACUCCCACCGACUCCGUGUUGUGCAGCGCCCAGCUCAACUCCGAGGGCUACGCGAACUACGGCUCCAUCCCGACCUUCCCGUCUAUCGGUGGUUUCUCGAACAUUACUGCGAACCCCGCGUAUUGCGGUCAAUGCGUCGUCCUCGAAUACGCGGGCAACGGGCGUGAAACUCAUCAACUCGGCGGAGGGUUCGGAGUUGGUGCUCUCGGAGGAGGCGAUUAACGCGCUGACGACCAAUGUCACGAUUCAUCCGCGCGUCAAUGCGCGU
Messenger RNA from Fomitopsis serialis, 482 nucleotides. RefSeq lists its product as uncharacterized. Lineage: Eukaryota; Fungi; Basidiomycota; Agaricomycetes; Polyporales; Fomitopsidaceae. The transcript is spliced from 2 exons. Bases 110 to 436 code for a protein of 108 amino acids. The record is from RefSeq and is a predicted model, not a curated record.